Messenger RNA from Gossypium raimondii (Peruvian cotton), 847 nucleotides. Its product is annotated as transcription factor MYB114. Bases 60 to 677 code for a protein of 205 amino acids. The transcript is spliced from 3 exons. NCBI's taxonomy places the organism in Eukaryota, Viridiplantae, Streptophyta, Magnoliopsida, Malvales, Malvaceae. The record is from RefSeq and is a predicted model, not a curated record.
GCAUUGCAGUUCCAUAGCUCUUCUCUCUCUCUGGCGGGAAAAAAAAAAGUGAAAAGAAAAUGGCAAUGGCUCCUGUAACCACUAAAUGCAACCUGAAAGAAGUGAAUAGAGGAGCUUGGACAGCUGAGGAAGACCAAAAGCUGGCGCAAGUGAUUGACCUUCAUGGUCCCAAGAGGUGGAAAUCAAUUGCAGCAAAAGCAGGUCUUAAACGAAGUGGGAAGAGUUGCAGGUUGAGAUGGAUGAAUUAUUUGAGGCCUAAUAUAAAGAAAGGCAACAUAUCAGAUCAAGAAGAGGAUUUGAUACUAAGGCUUCAUAAACUGCUCGGAAACAGGUGGUCUUUGAUUGCUGGAAGAUUACCGGGUCGAACCGAUAACCAAAUCAAGAACUACUGGAAUUCUCAUUUGAGCAAGAAGAUAAAGCUAAACGAGAACCGAAACAAAGGUUCGGAAAUACAAGAACCGGUGCUAGACAAUUCGAAGGGAAAUGAGACGGUCUUUGUACCGAAAGGAAGCGAAGAAGGUACAUCGAAGAGAGACGACGACUACAACUCCACACCUUGCUUAUUCGGUGAUACCAUGUCCGAUUUUCAUAGUCCAGAGGCUCUUAAUUGGGAGUGGAUGAGUCAAUUUUUCGAAAUUAAUGAGAGCUGGGAUUACUUUGCAUAUGACAUUAUUUGAACAUUGUCCAUUUAAAUCAACUUGUUGUACAUUAGUUGUUAAAGAGGCAUUUGGUAAUCCAAGGAAAACCCUUUCAGUUUCAGUUGUGUGUUGACAAAGGUUUUUCGUUGGAUUAACAAUAAGAUUAUGUUUGAUUUCAUUGUUUAUAAUUAGAUCCAUUAAUUUUGGUA